This is a messenger RNA of Aspergillus luchuensis, 1746 nucleotides long. RefSeq names its product fungal specific transcription factor domain-containing protein. The transcript has 3 exons. The record is from RefSeq and is a predicted model, not a curated record. The coding region runs from base 1 to 1746 and encodes 581 amino acids. Lineage: Eukaryota; Fungi; Ascomycota; Eurotiomycetes; Eurotiales; Aspergillaceae.
AUGGAGGCAUCGCAGCCAGAUGUCGCUGGCCCUCCCGGCGCACGCACCGCAUGUGGAAGCUGUGCGAUCCGUGGAAAGACUUGCAGUGUCAAAGAAGGAGAGACCGCCUGUACUAGAUGCGAGCGUCAUGGGCUCAAUGAAUGCGAUGCGUAUUUUGCAAUGGUGCAACGCCUUAAGGAUGAGAAAGAAUCUAAAGACAAACUUAUCGAUGAGGUCGCGGACCUGCGAGAAGAAAUCAACACAUUCUUGAGAAAUACGCCUGGCGCAGUGUCCCUGUCUGAUGCAGUUAUCCGUCUGAGAAAUCUUCGCAUCGAAUCAGGCCCCGGAGGUAGUACAGCGCCUGCGGAAAGUGAUCUCAUCUCAGAGGGUGUUGUCUCCCUAGAAGAGGCAGAAGGCCUGUUCAACAUGUUUACUACAUGUGUCAAUCCACUUUUGUGGGAUGGGCUUCUCAUGCAACACGAGACUCUGGACUCUGCCCGCAGGUCAUCGGCGAUGCUCACGGCAGCCAUCCUUUCUGUCGCUGCAUUACUUGCUCCGGAUCAAGCCGAAGUAUACGAGAAAUGCCACGAAGUCUUCGUGUCUCUCUCCCUUAUGCGGAGGUUGAUGGAUCCUCACCAUAAUAGCUUGGACGAUGUUCGCGCUUUGUGCAUUGGUGCAUUCUACUUCAAGUAUAUGGGAGAGCAGCUUUCUAGCGAGGCCAUUCACAUUUCAAGCGAGCUCAGCCUAGAUGAAGCUUUCUAUCGGUACAUGCGGGGCGAGGUAGCCGAUAUGGAACAGGUUCGGCUGUGGUGUCUGACCUAUAUAUGCGGCCAAUACUUCACCACUGGGCGUGGUUGUCCUCCAAAGGACGUCGGAUUUAAACCGAUCUGGGAUAUGACGCGGAUUCCCAGUCCAGAGGUUGCCAGUGACGAAGACCGAAGGCUAAUCGCCCUCGCUUUAUACUUUGAUACUCUGGCAAAUGCUCAUGCGACCUUUUAUACAGACUGCAGAUAUCCACUGGAAAAAGACGAUAUGGUGACAAUACGCGCGUUAGAAGACGCAGUUAGGCGAUGCCUACAGGAGUAUCCGACUGGAACAUUCCAUACCGACCACCCUCACUCUUCUUUCCCGCAGGAUUUGAAGAACGUUUUUCACGCCUUUGCUCAGUUUCAGCUCUACUCUCUGGCAUUUCGUGGUAUUUUUCCUUGUGAUAAUAGUCCGACGAAUUUCGAAGCGUGGACAUUCGAGCAUUGCCGUACUGCGCGUGCUGCAAUUGACGCUGCUAUAAGAGUACUGUCCGUCAUAGGAACUGACAGUGAUCUAUCAUUGAAUCUCCGCUAUGUUCCCAUUAAUGUCCAUCAGAUGGUGGGAUUCUGUGCUUCUUUUCUUCUGAGAAUUGUCGGAUUAAAUAUGGGCCUCGCGGGCAGCGCUACAGGUGACAUUUUUCAGCUCAAGCUGCCUAUUGAUUCUGGGCGCAUUGUCCACAUUGGAAUGCGGGUAGCCCGGUGUCUGCUUACAAAAGGUGCCGAUCUCAACGAGGAGCAUACGUGUAAUAUCGUGGGCACGAGUCUGAUGAACAUGUUGCAGAUGCUUUCUGACUUGAAUUGGGCUAGCACUAGCGAGGUACCAGUACACGGAUGGGGCCAACUGCUACAGUACCCGAUGACAGACAUUGAUGCGUCUAUUGCUAGUUAUCCUGAUGGGACAUUCGGUAUUGGCUUCAAUCACCUGUUGCCAUACUGGUUUGAAAGACAGGAAAUCAUCUAG